UCUCAUGAGCUAGAUGAGAAUGCUAGGUCAUUGCUGAUACAGUGUGUACAGUUAUAUAUAUUCCUCCCAGGAAGGAGCUGCUCACACCCUGCUGUCACAAUGCACUCACUGCUAGUCUGUGCUCUGCUGCUCUGCACCCUAAUCCAGCCAGAUUCAGCACUCCUCAGAAUACCUCUGAAGAAAUUCACCUCAAUUCGCCGCACUCUGUCUGAAGCCGGUGGGGAUGUGGAAAAGUUGAUUGAAAAUUCUGUCCACCCUAAAUAUUCUGGGUUUCCACCAAAUGGAGGUCCUACACCAGAGACACUGAAAAACUACCUGGAUGCCCAAUACUAUGGUGAGAUCGGCAUCGGAAGCCCUCCUCAGACAUUCAUGGUGGUGUUUGACACUGGAUCUUCUAACCUGUGGGUACCAUCAAUCCAUUGUUCUGUACUGGACGUUGCCUGUUUGGUACAUCACAAGUACGAUUCAUCGAAGUCUUCUACGUAUAAGAAGAAUGGCACCGAGUUUGCCAUCCAGUAUGGCACUGGGAGCCUGUCCGGAUAUCUCAGUGAGGAUACUGUGACCAUUGGAAAUCUCGGUGUGAAAGGGCAGCUGUUUGGUGAAGCUAUUAAACAGCCUGGUAUCACGUUUGUGGCGGCUAAAUUUGAUGGAAUCUUGGGAAUGGCAUACCCACGAAUCUCUGUAGAUGGCGUUCCACCCGUGUUUGACAACAUUAUGAAUCAAAAACUGGUUGAAAACAACAUAUUCUCGUUCUACCUGAACAGGAAUCCAGAUGCCCAGCCUGGUGGUGAGCUGUUACUAGGAGGAACAGAUCCCAAAUACUAUACUGGAAACUUUAACUAUGUGAAUGUGACACGCAAAGCAUACUGGGAAAUUCCUAUGGAGCAGAUGGCCAUAGGGGAUCAGCUGACUCUCUGUAAGGGCGGCUGUGAGGCUAUUGUCGACACAGGAACCUCAAUGAUCACUGGCCCAGUGGAUGAAGUUACAGCACUACAGAAAACCAUCGGGGCUAUCCCACUUGUCCAGGGAGAGUAUAUGGUUCCAUGUGAAAAGGUCUCAUCUCUACCUGUCAUAAAUUUGAAAAUUGGAGGACAGACAUAUUCUCUAACUGGUGAACAGUAUGUGCUUAAGGUAUCUCAAGGUGGCCACACCAUAUGUGUGAGUGGUUUCAUGGGUCUUAAUAUCCCACCUCCUGCUGGCCCCCUCUGGAUUCUUGGAGACGUUUUCAUUGGCCAGUAUUAUACCGUUUUUGACCGCUCUAAUGACCGUGUAGGUUUUGCAAAAGCCAAGUGAUCCCAGCAAGCCUUGUAAAAACCUUGAGAAGGUCUCCCUCCUGACUACCGCAAUCCCAAUCCUUCCAGCUCAAUGCACAGCAUUGUGUACCUGCAGGGCGCUUUGGCAAUGCCUUGCUAGAAAAAUUAGUACCUGUGUCACAGUGCCCAGUAGGCAUCAGAACGUGAUACAAUGAUACAUGAAUUUAGAAUUAUUGCACAUGAACAAUCAACUACUCACUUGCCAGAUGGAACAUUGACUCCUUAUCUUCCUUUAAAUACAUUAUAUGGACUCUCAGCCACAGAUUAUUGAAUAACACUGAAAGUCUCUAACUGCUGGACUCUAUAACUUUAUUGGCUGGCUAAUGAUAUGUGAUUUUUAAUACUGAAUAAAUGGACUACGCAAAACUA
Pelobates fuscus (common spadefoot toad) is the source of this 1682-nucleotide messenger RNA. Its product is annotated as cathepsin D-like. Gene Ontology annotation, biological process: proteolysis. The transcript is spliced from 9 exons. Gene Ontology annotation, molecular function: aspartic-type endopeptidase activity. Lineage: Eukaryota; Metazoa; Chordata; Amphibia; Anura; Pelobatidae. Bases 100 to 1293 code for a protein of 397 amino acids. Gene Ontology annotation, cellular component: lysosome. The record is from RefSeq and is a predicted model, not a curated record.